Molecule: messenger RNA, 1668 nt
Organism: Alternaria conjuncta
Lineage: Eukaryota; Fungi; Ascomycota; Dothideomycetes; Pleosporales; Pleosporaceae
Exons: 6
Coding region: 1-1668 (555 amino acids)
Source: RefSeq, a predicted model, not a curated record
AUGCAAGCAGAUCCAGGACAGAGCCCAAUAGGCUGGGACACCGAGCCACCAAGCGGCGUGCAAGCCUCCGGACCCUGCGAUUUGUGUUUCAUCAAAAAUCUGCAAAAGCAGGCUGGCAGUCAGUACUACGACGGACCUCAGAUUCGAGAGAGUUCCUUGCUUCCAGUCGCUAGUCCCACACCGACAUCGACGGUCUGCAGUGGCAAGGAAUACGACAUCCAGACCGGCGAUGACUGCUACAAGAUAUCCAAGUCUCAAGGCAUAGGGACUGCCUGGCUGCUUUCAGACAAUUCUCUCACUGCCUACUGCGCCAAUUUUCCACAAAAUGGCAAACUGUGCAUCAAGAACACAUGCAAAGUCUAUACAGUACAGCCUGCCGAUACCUGCGAGAUCAUGGCUAGCUCCAAUAAUAUCACCAUCGCGCAGUUGAAGGCCUGGAAUCCGAUCAUUAACGCUGGCUGUCACAACUUAUACAAGAUGAACGGGACUUCUAUUUGCGUGUCCAAUCCUGGCGUAGCAUAUGUCACGCCCCCAGCUAUGCCUCCUCUGGCGCCAAGCACAGCCGUCAGCGCAGCACCCGUGCCUACCAAUGCGAAGGACGAAUCGAAUCGACAAUUCACCAAAGUCACGUUUACGCCCACUAAGCCCGCUACGACAACACCCUCGCCCACGCAGCUGAGCCUUGCGCUUGAUACAAGAGACGAUUGCUACCAGUAUUUCGAGGCAUCACAAAUGGAAAGCGACAUAACAGGAACUCUUUAUCGUCACCAAUGCGAUUUGGCUGCAGAUAUCUACGGUGUAGAGAUGUCCGAACUGCUCACCUGGAAUCCCUCACUCGGGAACGACACCGAAGCGUCUACUUGCAGCUUCGAGCCUGGAGUCCGCUAUUGUGGAAGGUUCUAUUUCGAGCCCCCAAAGGCCGACCCCGAAGUAGGCCCAUCGCUGGACUUUCCGAUCAGAGAAGGGUAUGAUACGAACUGCACUGAGUUCAGGGACGUGUCUAAGGAUUUCACUUGCGAGGAUGUUCUGGCUUUGUUCGAUCUCACCUUGGCUCAAUUCUUCAAGAUGAAUCCGGCUGUAGGCUCAACGUGUGCGAAUCUUUGGACUGAAACGGCAUAUUGCGUCAAGUCGCCCAACGCUCCACCGCCCGCUACGAGCGUUACUUCGACCUCAGUUGCCCCAAGCAGUACAGUUCCACCGGGACCUGGGGCACCAACGCACACUGGACAGCCUGCAAACUGUGUUCGAUGGCACAUCGUCGAGAAAGGGGAUGAUUGCUCGAUUCUCGCAAACAAAUACUUCAUCACCUUGGAGCAAUUUUAUGCCUGGAAUCCCGCCGUGUCGAAUGAUUGCCGCGACAACUUCUGGCAGGGAUCGGCAUACUGUGUGGGCACUUCGGAUUCGAUCAGCGUGAGCAGAUCGGCUCCCCCGCCGUCGCCUACUCCCAGUCCUUUCGUCAUACCAACGCCAAAUCAAGCAAACAACGCGAUCAAAGAAUGCAACAAGGCUGCUCAGGCGCAGGAAGGAGACUGGUGUGCUUUGUUUGCUGAACGAAACGGAAUCACCGACGCGCAACUAUAUGCGUGGAAUGCAGCCUUGGAUAAUGGCAAUGCUUGUGGCACUUCUUUUUGGAAGGAUUACUGGUACUGUGUCGGUAUAGCCGCGUAA